Nelumbo nucifera (sacred lotus) is the source of this 477-nucleotide messenger RNA. NCBI's taxonomy places the organism in Eukaryota, Viridiplantae, Streptophyta, Magnoliopsida, Proteales, Nelumbonaceae. The record is from the annotation of a RefSeq genome assembly.
AUGCAGGGUCGUUUGUCUGCUUGGCUAGUCAAGCAUGGGCUAGUUCAUAGAUCUUUGGGCUUCGAUUACCAAGGAAUAGAGACUUUACAAAUAAAGCCCGAGGAUUGGCACUCCAUUGCUGUCAUUUUAUAUGUAUAUGGUUACAAUUAUCUACGUUCCCAGUGUGCCUAUGAUGUAGCACCAGGCGGACUGUUAGCGAGUGUGUAUCAUCUUACGAGAAUACAGUAUGGUGUGGAUCAACCGGAAGAGGUAUGCAUAAAAGUAUUUGCGCCAAGGAGGAAUCCUAGAAUUCCGUCUGUUUUCUGGAUUUGGAAAAGUGCAGAUUUUCAAGAACGGGAAUCUUAUGAUAUGUUGGGAAUCUCUUAUGAUAAUCAUCCACGCCUGAAACGUAUCUUGAUGCCUGAAAGUUGGAUAGGAUGGCCUUUACGUAAGGAUUAUAUUGCCCCCAAUUUCUAUGAAAUACAAGACGCUCAUUGA